Messenger RNA from Ostrinia nubilalis (European corn borer), 5823 nucleotides. Its product is annotated as zonadhesin-like. The coding region runs from base 73 to 5583 and encodes 1836 amino acids. The record is from RefSeq and is a predicted model, not a curated record. Lineage: Eukaryota; Metazoa; Arthropoda; Insecta; Lepidoptera; Crambidae. The transcript has 30 exons.
CUAAGUGGCGACAUUAUAAAGGCGACUAGUUGUUCGGAAAAAACUUAGUGUGUGGAGAGGAGAGACGCAAGCAUGGCGUGGUUACUGAAGACGAUUAUUCUGUUCGCGAUACUGAGCUUCUGUGCUGGCACGUCGCCACCGAAGAAAAAGCCGAAGUGCAAACCACCUAGAUGUAACAAAAACGAGCAUUACGUGGUGGAUUCCGUCGCUUGUGAGAAGACGUGUGCGAACCGUAAGCACUAUGACACCAUGGGUGCGUGCAGGCCUUUCUCGAAAUGUGUCUGCUCGGGUGACCUUAUGCGGCUAAAUGACGAUGCAACUGGACCUUGCGUUACUGAGGAUCAAUGUCCAUCUUCAUGUUGUAACGAAAACGAGCAUUAUGUUGUGGACUCCAAUGCAUGCGAGAAGACAUGUGCCAACCGUAAAAUCUAUCAUUUGAUGGGUGCAUGCAUGCCUGCAUCGAGAUGCAUGUGCAACGGUGACCUUAUGCGGCUAAAUGAUGAUGCAACUGGACCUUGCGUUACUGAAGAUCAAUGUCAUUUAGGAGGAGACGACAGUUGUCCCGACGGGGACAGGAAUGCAACGCGUCAAGAGUGCGCGUCGUGGUGCCAACCAACAUGCUCAAGACCAGUGCCUGGAGAAAUCUGUCCUGCAGCGUGUUUGCCCCGUGGUUGUGUCUGCAAGGAGGGCUACAUACUAGCGGCUGACAGCAAAUGCAUAGCAGUGGAAGACUGCCCUCCAGGUUGCAAUGGAGACGCAAACGCUACGGUAACAACAUGCACCACAGGCUGUCCGGCCACUUGCACGCCGAAUGACCGGGUGUGCCCAGCAGUAUGCGGACCGAUCGGCUGCGCUUGCCUUCCGGGAUACGUGCUGUCUGAUGAGGGCAAGUGUAUCCUCAAGGAGGACUGUCCAGCACCUACAUGUAACGAAAACGAGUAUUACGUGGAAGACUCUAACGCCUGCGACAAGACAUGUGCGAAUCGUAAGGUGUUUGAUAUAAUGGGCGCAUGCAAACCUUACUCGAGGUGCAUGUGCGCGGGUGACCUCAUGCGGCUAAAUGAUGAUGCAACUGGACCUUGUGUUACUGAAGAUCAAUGUCCGCCCAGUUUAGAAUGUGGUCUGAAUGAAGUAGCAUCAAAGGACAAGAUAGUCUGCCCGCCCCAGACCUGUGAGAGUAUCUAUGCUUCGUUCUACUGCCCCCCUCGUGAUCCUGAGCCAGGGUGCAAUUGUAUCAACGGUUAUCUUAGAAACCGCAGCAAUAUUUGUAUACCAAGCGAGCAGUGCCCUGAUUUGACAAUAGUACUUCCGACCUGCGGCCCGAACGAAAUUGCUGUACAAAAAAAAUAUGAAUGUCCGCCUCAAACCUGCGGGCGGGAUUUGUCAUUGUACAACUGCGAUGACCAACCAUCUCCUGCGCCAGGCUGCAUCUGUAUUAAAGGAUAUUUGAGGAACUCCACUGGCGAUUGUAUACCCAGAGAUCAGUGUUCCACACCAGUACUUCCAACCUGUGGCCCGAACGAAAUUGCUGUACAAGAAAAAUAUGAAUGUCCGCCUCAAACCUGCGACAGCAUCUUGUCAUUGUACAACUGCGAAAACCAACCACCCCCUAAGCCAGGCUGCAUCUGUAUUGAUGAAUAUUUGAGGAACUCCACUGGCGAUUGUAUACCCAGUGAUCAGUGCCCCAAUUUAGGAGGAGACGAUAGUUGCCCCGACGGGGACAGGAAUGCAACGCGUCAAGAAUGCGCGUCGUGGUGCCAACCAACAUGCUCAAGACCAGUGCCUGGAGAAAUCUGUCCUGCAGCGUGUUUGCCCCGCGGCUGUGUCUGCAAGGAGGGCUACAUACUGGCGGCUGACGGCAAAUGCAUAGCAGUGGAAGACUGCCCUCCAGGUUGCAAUGGAGACGCAAAUGCUACGGUAACAACAUGCACCACAGGCUGUCCGGCCACUUGCACGCCGAAUGACCGGGUGUGCCCAGCAGUAUGCGGACCGAUCGGCUGCGCCUGCCUUCUGGGAUACGUGUUGUCUGAUGAGGGCAAGUGUAUCCUCAAGGAGGACUGUCCAGAUGUUGCAGGAUGUGGCGGAGACCCGAACGCGGAGUUAACUAUGUGUACGUCCGGCUGCCCUCCCACUUGUGGACAGAGUGACAUCGCAUGCCCAGACGUAUGCGGACCACCUGGUUGUCAAUGUAAAUCAGGAUAUGUGCUGUCAGACGGCAAGUGUAUCCUGCCGCAGAAUUGCCCAAUUGAUGACAGCUGUCCCGAUGGGGAUAAGAAUGCAACUCGUCAGGACUGCCCGUCUUCAUGCCAACCAACAUGCCAGGAGCCUAUGCUUCCAGAUGGAUACUUGUGCAUAGACGCAUGUCUGCCUCGGGGAUGUGUGUGCAAGUCGGGCUAUAUUCUUUCGAGUAGCAACGGCCAGUGCAUUGCUCAGGAAGACUGUCCUCAAGGUCCAUGUGGGUUAAACGAAGUAUACUCCAGCCAGAAAAUAAAAUGCCCUCCUCAAACUUGCGAAAGUAUAUACACUUCAUACGAGUGUCAGCUCCAACUGCCAGAGCCUGGAUGCAACUGUAUCGACGGAUACCUCAGGGAUGGAAAUAAUAAUUGUGUGCCUAGCGAUCAAUGCCCGGGAUCCACACCAAUUUGCGGUGAAAAUGAAGUGUAUACUGAUAGAAAAUACACAUGUCCCCCGCAAUCCUGCGACAGCCAAUAUUUGAACUACCUUUGCGCCCAGGAAGAGCCAAGACCAGGAUGCGUUUGUAAAGACAAUUAUCUCCGAAAUGGAAGUGGAAAUGAUGCUGUUUGCAUACCUAUCAAGCAGUGUCCUCCAGGUCCCAUCCAGUUUACCGUCUUGUGCGGCGAGAAUGAAGUAAAAACAGAUAACAAGAGGUCAUGUCCGCCAGAGACUUGUGAAAGUAUCGGAAGACUGUACAAAUGUGCAGCUGAAGAGCCUACUCAAGGAUGCAAGUGCAUCGAUGGAUACUACAGAGAUACUAAUAAUAAGUGCAUCCCUAAAGACCAGUGUCCCAAAGACGGUGCAAUUCCUUCCUGUGACGAGGAAUCAUCAAGCUAUGAAAGAUCUGAAAGAUCUUCGUCGAGUUCCCAAAGCUCUUCGUAUUCAUCAUCAAAAUCAUCAACAAAAAUUGGACCUAAAGCCUGCAAAGGAGACAGGAACGCGACUUACACGACCUGCACAUCCAAGUGCCCGGCUCGAUGUGGACCGUCGUCGGGGCCUUCGAUUUGUCCAGCUGUAUGCGGCCCCCCCGGCUGCCAGUGCAAGAAGGGAUACAUACUAGCCGGGGACAAGUGCGUGCUGCCAAGGGAUUGUCCACCAACACCAAGCUGUCACGGUGACAGGAACGCUACUUACAAAGUGUGCCCAUCUAUGUGCCAACCGACUUGCAAGCAACCGGUCUUGAAUGUAGCAUGCGUUCAGGGAUGUGCUCCUGAUGGAUGCGUCUGCAAGCCGGGCUAUGUGCUGUCUGAUGAAAAGAAAUGCAUUCUGCCGAAAGACUGUCCAGGUUGUAAAGGAGACAGGAACGCAACGCUCCAGGAAUGCCCCUCUUAUUGCCCCCUGACCUGCGAGAAACCAGUCGAUACUGCUCCGUGUCCAGCUGCCUGUGCUCCUGAGGGGUGCGUGUGCAAUAGAGGGUACUUGCUGUCUAAUGGGCAGUGUGUGUUACCAAAGGAUUGUCCAGGAGGAUCGCCAACCUGUCCCGCCAAUGAGCAAUACGUCAACUGCCACGUGGAGUGCCCCAAUAGCUACUGUCCAGUGAACGACAACCGGGGCAUCCUCAUCUGCGAUCCUCCCUUCCCUUGCCCCGCCGGCUGCUCCUGCAAGGCUGGCUACAAGAGGAAGAGUUAUGAAGACAGAACCUGCAUUGAAUAUUCUUCUUGCCCUCCCGUCAACUGCACAAGACCUAAUGAAGUUUGGAAUCCAAAACCACCCAACUGCAUAGCCGAAAGAUGCGAAGACGCAACAAACCCUCAACCUUGCAACAGGCCAUACCCUAACUACACGCCACAAUGCGUCUGCAAGGAAGGAUACUACAGGAACGCAUCUGAUAUCUGCGUUAAACGCUCAGAGUGCCCUGUUCAGUGCUCGAUUCCAGUAAAGUGUCGGCCGACGUGCGCAGUGCCAAAUCCACGAAACUGCUCAUCUAGAUCGCCAGCCGCCGCCAACGUAGACGGUUGCGAAUGUCAAGAAGGUUACAUUCUAUCAGAAGUUGGAGGAAAGUGCAUCAAAAUUGAAGAUUGUCCACAAGACCAAAGCUGCAACGGAGAUCCCCACGCAAGGAUCAAACCCUGCCCCUGGGCGUGUCCAGCCACCUGCGAUUCACCAAACGCCUCGAACUGUGACAAGAAAUGCGGACCCGUAGGAUGUGAAUGUCAAGAAGGAUACAUAUUUUCAAAGAAAGACGGAAAGUGCAUUUUACCCGAUGAUUGCCCAGGUGGAAACCCAUGUGGCGUAAACGGUACAUUCGUGGACUGCGGAUUCCGUUGCCCUAACCAAUACUGUCCUCAAGACGACAGCAGAAUCCAGAUCGCCUGCAAACCUGGCCGACCAUGCCCACCAGGCUGCGCUUGCAAAAUCAACCACAAGAGAUUGAGCUACGAAAAUGAUAUUUGCAUUGAAGCCGCAGAUUGUCCUCCAGUAGACUGCACCAGGCCAAACGAAGUGUGGGAUCCUUGCCCCUCAGACUGUCUUGAUGAAGACUGUUCAAACGCGUACAACCCUGUCGCCCCUUGCUAUACCCUGCUCCUCAACUGUCAACCCAAAUGCGUAUGUAAGAAGGGUCAUUACAGGAAUGGCAGUGACAUUUGUGUUCCUGCUAGCGAGUGUAAUGUCCCAAAUGCUUGUACCUCGGACUGUGCACCGACGUGUGCCAACCCAAACCCAAACUGUUUUGAAACACCACGAUGUUGCGAGCCUGGUUUGAUUCAAUUACAUAAGGGAAUUAAAUGCACCAAGAUUGAGGAUUGCCCAAAAAAGGGAUGCAACGGAGACCCCAAUGCAGUAAUUAAGUCAUGCCCAGCUCCAUGCCCUUCUACUUGUAGCAGACCAAAUUCUAUUCCGUGUAGGAAGGCUUGCAUAGAAGUCGGAUGCGAGUGUGCCCCAGGAUACAUUUAUUCGGAGGACGCUGGAAAAUGCGUCAAACCUGACGCGUGUCCAGGUGGAAAUCCCUGUGGUCCCAAUGGGAUGUUUGUUGGUUGUAAGAACAGUUGUCCUACCGACUACUGUCCAGUAGACGACAGCCGUGCUACGCCCAUUUGUGAAACGUAUCCGUUUGCUCCUUGCAACUCUGGUUGUGUCUGCAAUUAUGGAUACAUAAAGAACAAUAGACAAGAAGACAAAUGCAUUCUUCCCAAUAAGUGCCCACCUGUGAAAUGUAAGAGACCAAAUGAAAGGUGGGACUCCUGCCCAUCGGCUUGCUUAGCCGAGGGCUGUCAAGAUGUCAAUAACCAACCGACCACUUGCAACACUUUGGUCGCAAACGUCUGCCGACCGAGAUGUGUAUGCAAUAAGGGGUACUUCAGGAACUCUACCGAUAUAUGUGUGCCAGCAUGCAACUGUGACAUCUAAUUGUUGCUUUCCUUCCCUGUUUUUCUUUUGAAGAUCAAUUUAAUGAUUUUGUUUAUCAUCAUAUUUUUUAUCAGUUUCUGUAAAUUUUUGUUUAGAACUUUUUUGCUGUUUGUAUUCAAAAAAAUAUUUUUGUGUAAAAUACUCUACCAAGACUGCUUGUAAACUUUGUAUAUGAACCAAAUUGAACCUUUUGCUAUGUAAAAUUUUCUACUUUGUAUUAUAAAAUUAAUAUAAAAUCAA